Molecule: messenger RNA, 2016 nt
Organism: Etheostoma cragini (Arkansas darter)
Lineage: Eukaryota; Metazoa; Chordata; Actinopteri; Perciformes; Percidae
Product: membrane cofactor protein-like
Exons: 12
Coding region: 29-1063 (344 amino acids)
Biological process (GO): negative regulation of complement activation, classical pathway
Source: RefSeq, a predicted model, not a curated record
ACUUCAGUCAGACUUGGCAGAUGCCGUCAUGUUUGUCACUUACUUCCUACUACUGAGCGGUGUUGGCCUUGCUGUUGUAACUCAAGCUCAAGAAUGCUCCAAACCUGUAGGAGGAGCCAACAUGAACUUGAAGGGCGAUGACAUUCUUUUACAAAAUUUCCCAGAUGGGAAGCAAGUGACUUUUGCCUGCAAUGUUGGCUAUACAACUAUAGGAGGGUCUUCGUCCAUUACUUGUAAAGCUGGCGCCUGGACUGUUCUGACGCUGAAAUGCGAUAGGAAAGAUUGUGGCUCUGCUGGAGAAGUGGAGAACGGAAACGUCGAUUACCCUGAAGGGACACAGUUCGGUGAUAGACUAGAGGUCACUUGCAACACGGGCUACAAUAUGGUCCCCUUUGAUAAAGCUCGAAUCCUUUGUGGAGACGGAAAGUGGAUGGACAGGUUACCUGAAUGUGAAGUGGUAACUUGUGACCUGCCACCUGUGGUAGCCAAUGGCGUUUUCAGUCCAGUCAAAGAUUUCUAUAUCUAUAGAGAAGUUGUACAGUACAAAUGUCUAAAUGGUUACACACUUUCUGGAUCAACUUCAAUAUCAUGUUCAGAACAUGGAACAUUUGGUCCUGCUCCAGCAUGUGUCAUGGUUCAAUGUAACGAGCCUAAAAUAGACAAUGCUCGGCAGGUUGAGGGUUCUCGACCCCCUCAUGGAUACAGGGCUACGGUGACAUACGAGUGCAUGUCUGGGUAUGUCAUGGAAGGAGGGCGCAGCCUGACGUGUGGAAUAGAUAGUCGGUGGUUCCCUGCACUUCCAACAUGUCGAAGAAUCCCAGACUCAACUAAACCCCCCACCACCCCCACCACCACCACCACAACACAUUCUCCCCCAGCAACACCAGACAAUCAUGGAACCAAUGUGGCUAUAGGCAUGUCUGUUUUUCUUGUAGUCCUUUCUGUGGUUGUUGGAGUCGCGUUAUACGUGAAGAAAAGACAACGCUCUCGGAGAGACUGUCCUGACAAAAAGAAAGAGGAUGUAGAACUCCCGUUACAAGGACAGACUGCCAAGCACAGCUGAACUCAUUUAUUCCAAAUAAAUGGUUGUAAGCAUCACAGUCCUGUAUCUCCAACACUGCUAGAAGAAAAAAGGGCUGCUUGAGAAGAGGACUUCUUGGCCUGACCAGUCCCGAAAUGAGUUGCUGAACAACAGUCCGAGAUUGAGAAACCUCAACAAAUUUGAGCUCAAUCCUUAGCUCACGCUUUAAGCGGCUCCCCAAGUUGAAAAUAUUUCCAUCUUUCCAACUACUACAUUUCCUGAUUAAUUGAUGUUUGGAAUGUCUUCCAAAUUUUUUUUUUUUCCUUUUUGCUUUUUUUUUUUUUUUUUUUUUUACAUCCCAGCAGAGUUUCCAUGCCGCAAUUAUCAAGGAAUGAGAUGUAUAUCAGAAGCUUAAAGGGGCUGUACUUGAAAUACUGAAACCAUAGCGGGAUAGGGUUUCCUCCACGGGGCUCUCCCACAACGUUCCCCAAUGCCUACGAUUUAGUUCUAAACCGUCUUUUUAAAACAAAGAACAGAGAAACACUUCGUUCUCUGCUACAGACGCCAUUACUCGCACUGUGUCUUCACAUAGCAAAUAAUGUCUGCUAUAUUAAUGGUCUCAAGGUCAAGUACAGCCCCUUUUAAACUCCAUGUUGAUUUAAACUUUUGCACUAUAGCUUAGAGCACGGCUCAGCUUGCCCGUUGCAACUCAGUCACACCGACUGCUUGAAACAGGCUAGAUCAGUAAAGAAUGUGAGAAUUAAACAGUUUUAGGAUAACAUUUAGGAACUUUAAAACCGAUCUGUCUUGCAGUUUCAGUUUGAUGCUUUAGAGCACAGUGGAUUUUCCUUCCGUUUUGUGUAACUGAAAUGGAUAUAAUGAUAAAUGGUGUAAAUGAGAGGCUCCUAGUUGAUAAACCAGUCUUGUAAAUAACAAUGGGAUCUGUGAAACAGUCCCGAGCGUAGUGCCUAAAUCAAAGGCAUAUAUGCCUUAUU